Phalaenopsis equestris is the source of this 1120-nucleotide messenger RNA. RefSeq names its product probable phospholipid hydroperoxide glutathione peroxidase. Gene Ontology annotation, molecular function: glutathione peroxidase activity. The record is from RefSeq and is a predicted model, not a curated record. The coding region runs from base 390 to 902 and encodes 170 amino acids. The transcript is spliced from 6 exons. Gene Ontology annotation, biological process: response to oxidative stress. Gene Ontology annotation, cellular component: cytosol. NCBI's taxonomy places the organism in Eukaryota, Viridiplantae, Streptophyta, Magnoliopsida, Asparagales, Orchidaceae.
UGAUUUUUAAAAUCAGAUAAAUUUCAGGGCCGCAUCUUCUUCAUGACGCAGGAGUGCAGCAGUGCGACGCGUCGAUGCUUUGGCCGCCUACGUGACGCCUAAGUUCGAGUCGACAUGGCGGACAGUUAGGGCUUGCUGAACUUGUGGCUGGAAAUUUUUCUUUUUGGUAGCGGUGGAAGAAUCAGAUUUCCCUAAAGCGAUCUCGCCGCUUAGAUUUUCAUGCGUUCACAUGGCGGACCUGCGCUAUAAACCUACCGCCCCGCUUCUUUCGAUGUUCUGUUCCGCUUUCAUUCCUCUCCGAGCCGUCGUGUUCUGAAAACCCUAAUUUACAGCUUCGGUGCUCUUUUGUUACUUUGCUGUUUGCUUUGUGAUUGGGAGAGUUUUCUGAUAUGUCGAGCGUGGCUUCGCAGUCGGCUAAAUCCGUCCACGAUUUCACCGUGAAGGAUGCUCGUGGUGAAGAUGUUGACCUCAGCAUCUACAAGGGCAAGGUUUUGCUCAUUGUUAAUGUCGCGUCUCAAUGUGGGUUAGCAAACUCAAAUUAUACUGAGCUGACUCAGUUGUAUGACAAGUACAAGGAUAAAGGUCUGGAGAUAUUGGCUUUCCCAUGCAAUCAGUUUGCAGGUCAGGAGCCAGGAAGCAAUGAGGAGAUUGUUGAAUUUGCCUGCACGCGCUUCAAAGCUGAAUACCCUAUCUUUGAUAAGGUUGAUGUCAAUGGAAAAGAAGCCGCCCCCAUCUACAAGUUCCUCAAGUCGAGCAAAGGGGGGCUUUUUGGCGAUAGCAUCAAAUGGAACUACUCCAAGUUCUUGGUCGAUAAAGAGGGUCAUGUCGUGGACCGCUAUGCUCCCACCACCUCCCCCUUGAGCAUUGAGAAGGAUAUCAAGAAGCUUCUGGAGACUUCUUAGGCGCUGGAUGCCCAAGCCUGUGAGCUACACAAAAUGUUUCUAUGGGGGACUUAUAGCUGGAUAAAGUUAGACGUUAUUCCGUCUUAAUAUGGUUACCAACCUUAUCUAUUGUAAUAAGGUAACAAUUAUGAUGUUAUAUCUUGUCCUCAUAAACAUAUCAGUCUUUGUAAACUUAUUUUUAGUUAUAUUUGCAAUGCAAUUUAGAAUAGUUUAAUGGA